UGCUAGAGGGAGCGAGGCCGCUUGAGCCGCCGGCGGUUCGUAUUACCGGGGUCGGGAGGAGGAGUAGGGCCGGGCCAGCGGACGAACGUGGGACGUGCGGAAGGCGCUGAGGCAUCUGAGGGUGCCCGGCCGCAAGGAGGCAGGCGGGAGGCCAGGGGUGCAGAAUUGGGGCGGUGGGCUCCCUCUACCCGCUCAGCCCUCCGCCCGGGCCUCGGUGGCCAGGCCUCACGUGCCCGCAGGCCUGGGGAGGUGGAGACGCCAGGAGCGGGGGUUCGCGCGGAGGCCUUCACGGCGCGGCCAGGUGAUGGUGGGUCUCUGUGUUUCUCCUGACGAAAGGGGACCCCCUAAGCGGCCGUCCCCCUGGGCUGCCCCCGCCAGGCGUUUUGACAUCGGCCUUAGGGAAGUCGGGGAGCCCUGAGCCUGCCUGUCUCCGUUAAGUGCCCUUAGGAUGCAGUGAUUAAGGAAUUAGGCUCUCCCUCCGGGAGGGGCACUGCCUGUGCGUGUGAACUCGUGUGCAGAGAAACGGGACAGGAUGAUGCUGUCCGAGCAAGCCCAAAAGUGGUUUCCAACCCACGUGCAGGUCACAGUGCUCCAAGCCAAAGAUCUAAAGCCAAAAGGCAAAAGUGGCACCAAUGACACAUACACUAUAAUUCAGUUGGGCAAGGAAAAGUACUCCACCUCGGUAGCUGAGAAAACCCUUGAGCCAGUCUGGAAGGAGGAGGCCUCUUUUGAGCUACCUGGAUUGCUAAUGCAGGGGAAUCCAGAGAAAUACAUUCUUUUCCUUAUAGUCAUGCACAGGUCUCUGGUGGGUCUGGAUAAAUUUUUAGGGCAGGUGGCAAUCAAUCUCAAUGACAUCUUUGAGGACAAACAAAGAAGGAAAACAGAGUGGUUUAGAUUAGAAUCCAAACAAGGAAAACGAAUCAAAAACAGGGGUGAGAUAAAGGUCAAUAUUCAAUUUAUGAGGAACAAUAUGACUGCAAGUAUGUUUGACUUAUCAAUAAAGGACAAAACCAGAUCUCCUUUUGCAAAGUUAAAAGAUAAGAUGAAAGGUAGAAAAAAUGAUGGAACAUUUUCUGAUACGUCUUCUGCAAUCAUUCCAAGUACUCACAUGCCCGACGCCAAUACUGAAUUUUCAACUGGUGAAAUACAGAUGAAAUCCAAACCAAAAAAGCCUUUUCUUUUGGGUCCUCAGCGACUCUCAUCAGCGCAUUCAAUGUCUGAUUUAUCUGGGUCCCACAUGUCUUCUGAGAAGCUGAAGGCUGGCACCAUAGGUCAAACACAUCUUCUCAGACACCAGUUAGAUUCCUUUGGAGCAGUUCCAGAAAGUGGAAGUCUCAAAUCUCCACACAGAAGAACAUUAAGCUUUGAUACUUCUAAAAUGAACCAACCUGACAGCAUUGUGGAUGAAGGUGAAUUGUGUUUCAGAGGACAAAAUGACCCAUUUACGAAUGUGACUGCUUCAUUACCCCAAAAAUUUGCAACACUGCCAAGGAAGAAAAAUCCAUUUGAAGAAAGCAGUGAAACAUGGGACAGCAGCAUGAGUUUAUUUUCAAAACCAAUCGAAAUAAGAAAAGAAAAUAAAAGAGAGAAAAGGGAGAAAGUUAGCCUGUUUGAAAGAGUUACUGGAAAAAAAGAUAGCAGAAGAUCUGAUAAACUAAACAAUGGGGGAUCUGAUAGCCCUUGUGACUUGAAAUCACCUAAUGCAUUUAGUGAAAAUCGCCAGGACUAUUUUGAUUAUGAGUCAACCAAUCCAUUUACAGCAAAAUUCAGGGCUUCCAAUAUAAUGCCAUCUUCAAGUUUUCAUAUGAAUCCGACAAGCAAUGAAGACCUCAGGAAAAUCCCGCAACCCCUUUGAUGCCACUGCAGGAUAUCGUAGUCUGACCUAUGAAGAGGUUCUGCAGGAGCUGGUGAAACACAAAGAACUCCUUAGGA
Molecule: messenger RNA, 1932 nt
Organism: Saimiri boliviensis boliviensis (Bolivian squirrel monkey)
Lineage: Eukaryota; Metazoa; Chordata; Mammalia; Primates; Cebidae
Source: RefSeq, a predicted model, not a curated record